UUAGUUGCCAGUUGCUGACAGUAGCUGGAAUCGACGAUAUGCGAAUUCGAUGCCUCCCGCAGAUCGUUCCACGUUCUCCACAGCGACACAUGCAGCUCCCGGAUAGAAACGCCCCAGAACGCUUGCAGCGAGUACUUCACCUGACUGGACACCGCUAGGCGUACCUCUGGAAAAAUACAAUCUACCCUUCAGAUGGACAUCCGGCGAGUCGAAAGCGGAAGGAGUUAUCAAAGCCAUACAGGAAAGAUCACGGGGCAGCAGUAGAAUGGACCGGUACGAAAAGCUCAGCCGGCUGGGCGAGGGUUCGUACGGAGUGGUGUACAAGUGCCGCGACCGGGAGACGGGUUCGCUCGUUGCGGUCAAGCGCUUCGUCGAGUCCGAGGACGAUCCGGCCAUACGCAAGAUCGCGCUGCGAGAGAUACGACUGCUGAAGAACCUGAAGCACCCGAACCUGGUCUGCCUGCUGGAGGUGUUCCGGCGGAAGCGCCGUUUGCAUUUGGUGUUUGAGUUUUGCGAGCAUACAGUGCUGCAUGAGCUAGAGCGACAUCCGGAGGGUUGCCCCGAUAACCUCACGAAGCAGAUUACGUACCAAACGAUUCAGGGCGUCGCCUACUGCCACAAGCAAGGCUGUCUUCAUCGGGACAUCAAACCGGAAAAUAUUCUGCUUACGGCUCAGGGACAGGUGAAGCUGUGUGAUUUUGGUUUUGCCCGUAUGCUAAGUCCCGGUGAAAAUUACACAGACUAUGUAGCAACACGAUGGUAUCGAGCGCCGGAACUGCUGGUCGGGGACACACAGUACGGUACGCCGGUGGACGUAUGGGCCAUCGGGUGUGUGUUCGCGGAGCUGGUACGCGGCGAUGCUCUCUGGCCCGGCCGUAGUGAUGUCGAUCAGCUGUACCUGAUCAGACGCACGCUCGGCGAUCUUCUACCUCGACAUCUGGCCAUUUUCAAUCAAAAUGAGUUCUUUAAGGGUAUAACGCUUCCCGUGCCUCCGACACUGGAAACACUCGAAGCCAAGAUGCCAUCACGUACCUUAGCCAAUCCGUUGAUGAUGGAUUUUCUAAAGAAAUGUUUGGACAAAGAUCCGGCCAAACGUUGGUCCUGUGAGCGGUUGGCAACGCAUCAGUACUUUGAGGAUUAUAUUACCAAACAGAAGGAGAUCGAGCAAACGAUUACGCUAGAACAGAAGCAAAGCGGUAACCGGGAACUUAAGCCGAAAACUUCAAACACCUCGCUACCGCAGCUACCCGGAACGCAAGAGUCGCGUGUACCACAGAAAAACCUUUUCCUACGGUCCGACCAUCACUUGCCAACCAUAUAAAAGCAGCUACGAGGGCUUUGAGGAACAGGGAGGGGUUUGAGGAAUAGAGCUGAAGCGCACGUAGCACAACCCGCAUUCGUUUGCUCAGCUGCACUUGUGCGCCUUUGCAUGCGAUCGUAGAUGUGCCCAGCAAGGAGAGAAAAGCAUCGCUAGCACAGCAGCAAGAUAUGUUCGUGCGAGAUGUAUUUCGUUCCGUUACGCCUCUGUUACAUCCCCUUGCUUUAGUUCAACGCGCAAACAUCUUGACAGGACUGAACGAUAUUUCAUUGCAAUGAUAUAGAGUAAAAAGUAU
Anopheles moucheti is the source of this 1613-nucleotide messenger RNA. Its product is annotated as cyclin-dependent kinase-like 4. NCBI's taxonomy places the organism in Eukaryota, Metazoa, Arthropoda, Insecta, Diptera, Culicidae. Gene Ontology annotation, cellular component: nucleus. Bases 266 to 1321 code for a protein of 351 amino acids. The transcript is spliced from 7 exons. Gene Ontology annotation, molecular function: ATP binding; cyclin-dependent protein serine/threonine kinase activity. Gene Ontology annotation, biological process: protein phosphorylation. The record is from RefSeq and is a predicted model, not a curated record.